UCUACAAUAAAAACUACUUGCAAGAUAGACGCUCAUCGUGCAUCCUUCCUCUUCUUCUUCCUCCUUCAAAUUAAGAUAACAUGCACUUCUUUCAGCCCACAAGCCCGAGUUGCCAAAAAUACUUCCCCGAGCUCGGUCUGGUAGAAAACGAGCCACUUCCGAUCAAACCAAUAGAAUCAGUCUCUCGUUUGGCUUCGGAGAUUAUUCAAUUUGCGCAAAUGAGGAAUGUGAGUAAUGACAGAGGAUUAGGUUCUUUGAUUGGGUAUGAUGGUUUCAGCGGUGGAGUUCGCGGGAAAAGAACUCUCGGGUUUGCUCGAACUGCAAGGUUGAAAACUCUUCAGGCUGAGAGUGAAGCCGAGAAAGAGGAGAAGGCUUUGAGUGAGGAGAAAAAGGCAAUGAACGUGAAGAAAGAGAGAGGGAGGAAUUCUUGGAAUGAGACGCCUAAAUUCCUUCUGGCAGGUGCAGUAUCAACAGUUAUUUCGAGGACAUGUGUGGCACCCUUGGAGAGAAUAAAACUCGAGUGCAUUGUCAAAGGAUCAAAGCACACAUGGUUAAAGGUUAUAAAAUGGAUUUGGGUUACAGAAGGACUGAAAGGAUUUUGGAAGGGAAACAUGAUAAAUCUUUUCAGAAUGGUGCCCUUCAAAUCGAUCAACUUCAUUCUCUAUGAUAUGUACAUCGCUCAUCUCCUCAGUGUUCCAGAAAAGAAAGAGAUCACGAAUCAUGACAGACUCGUCGGCGGUGGCAUCUCUGGCAUCAUCCCGACUGUGAUUUGUCUUCCCCUUGACACCAUUCGAACAAGGCUAAUGGCUCAGGGAGGUGAAGCUUUAGGCAGUAUCGGCGACUGCUGCUUCCAAAUGGUAAAGAAUGAAGGCUUCAUCUCUCUAUACAAAGGCUUAACGCCUGCACUCAUCAGCAUGGGACCCGCAAGUGCUGUAUUCUAUGCUGUGUAUGAUAUCCUUAAGAGUGCGCAUCUCUCACAUAAACAAAGGGAGGGAGAUGAUAACAAGGAGUUAGGAGUAGUAAGAACCUUGAUCUACGGUGCACUUGCUGGUGCUUGUGCUGAAACAGUCACAUAUCCUCUUGAAGUCAUAAGGAGGCAGCUUCAGCUUCAGCAAUCAGCAAGAUUAGGCUUGAUAUCAGUUUUCGUUAAUAUAACAGAGAGAGAUGGACUCGCCUCAUUGUAUGCUGGCUUGUUUCCUAGCACACUCCAGGUAUUGCCCUCAGCAGCAUUGAGCUAUCUGUUUUAUGAGGUGAUGAAGUCAAUCUUAAAGAUCAAUUAGUCAGAACACCAGCCUGCAAUACUAACUUCUUCCUCAUUCCGGUUCAGUAGUUGCGAAUAAAGUUGAUAAAGUUCAGGCAAUAAAUUUGAAGCUCGGUCGAAAUUUGCGAAUAAAAUUGAAAAAGUUAACAGGAUUUAAAAUCCCGUGAAGUUAUGUCCUUAAUUAAUUAGCACUAACCAAAAUUCUUGGCUCGGACAAUAAAGUGCUACUAAACUUCACGGGAUUUUAAAUCCCAUGAAUUUUAUAUUAAACAAAUUUCAUAAAAGAAGUAGUUAUGUGCAAUGGGUUUAGUGGUUAUAACAUUAGCUUGUAAGUAAGACUUGGAUGAUUCCAUGAAUUUUAUAUUAAACAAAUUUCAUAAAAUAA
Messenger RNA from Asparagus officinalis (garden asparagus), 1646 nucleotides. Its product is annotated as probable mitochondrial adenine nucleotide transporter BTL3. The coding region runs from base 81 to 1280 and encodes 399 amino acids. The record is from RefSeq and is a predicted model, not a curated record. Gene Ontology annotation, biological process: transmembrane transport. NCBI's taxonomy places the organism in Eukaryota, Viridiplantae, Streptophyta, Magnoliopsida, Asparagales, Asparagaceae. The transcript is spliced from 4 exons.